UUCAGAGCUGAUGGAUGUCAGUCAUGAUGCUGGGAUUGCUCGAGGCAGCAUGUUUUAAAGCGGUAGCUGGACUCGCCACGAUUUAUUUGAUAUCUGAUCUGUCUGGUGCUGUUCCAGGUGCUGUCUGUCGGUCUAUCGGUCUGUCUGUCUGUCAGUCUGUCGGUCGGUUGUUUCUGGCUCGCGCGUCAUCAAGGCCAAUCCUCCCGCCCCUCGAGCGCAGCAUCAGUUCGCGUUGCUCUCGCCCGCCGCUCUUUCAUCCUUUCUUUGCAAUCAGUUUGAAUUCGAUAGAGAUCAGAAUUAGAACAUCGUUCUAGAAUCGAUCACGCUCGUCUUUAUCUGUCCGCGCGCUGCUGCGGUGGAAUGACAAAAACGCUGCGCUCCUCCACGGACGAAGAGCAAACGGAGGAGCGGUUCUCUGGACCUGAAACGGCGUUAGAAUCACGACUUCGGGUAUUUUUGGGAUCUCUCAGCGGCAUCUGAAGCGGGAACCAUGACGGCCACCAAAGAGCAGCAAAGCCAAAGACCGAAUCCGCAGGACGAGGAUCUGGCGGGAAUGAGUCCUCCUCAGAGAAACUGGAAGGGGAUCGCGAUCGCUCUGCUGGUCAUUCUGGUGGUCUGUUCUCUCAUCACUAUGUCUGUGAUCCUCCUCACUCCAGUGGAUACGCAACCUGGCAGCGACACCAAGCUGACGGUGGAGGAUCUUUUCAGCACAGGUUUCUACGUGCAUGACCCUGAAGCUCAUUGGAUCAAUGAAUCUGAGGUGAUCUACAGAAAUCACCAUGGACAUGUGAUCAGGUUUAACAUCGUCACGAACGAGACCGAGAUCGUGCUGAAGAACACCACAUUUGAUACUUUCAAAGCCACCAGAUACUCCAUAAGCCCAGACAUGAAGUAUGUGCUUUUUGCCUACAAUGUCAAACAGGUUUACCGGCACUCGUUCACGGCGUCCUACAUCAUAUACAGCAUUCACACCAGGGAGGUUCUGCAGCUGGAUCCUCCAGAGGUGUUGAACUCUAAACUGCAGCAUGCGGCGUGGGGCGUCCAAGGCCAGCAGCUGGUGUACAUAUUUGAGAAUAAUAUUUACUAUCAGUCGGAUGUCAGGAGUAACUCGCUGCGACUGACCUCAUCUGGGAAAGAGGGCGUCAUCUAUAACGGCAUCACUGAUUGGCUCUAUGAAGAGGAGGUCCUGCACACGCAUGUGGCGCACUGGUGGUCACCUGAUGGCGAACGCUUGGCAUUUCUGGUCCUGAAUGACAGUCUGGUGCCAAACAUGGUGUUGCCCACUUUCACCGGUUCUACAUACCCUAAAGGCAAACAGUACCCGUAUCCGAAGGCUGGGCAGCCCAAUCCCAUGGUGAAACUGUUUGUGGUCAAUCUGUAUGGACCGACACACACUCUUGAACUCACACCACCAGAUGAGCUCAAGCUCAGGGAGCACUAUGUGGUGAUGGUGAAGUGGAUCAGUAAGACCAAGACAGCAGUGCGCUGGUUAAACCGAGCGCAGAACGUCUCUAUUCUGACCGUCUGCGACUCCACCACUGGAGCCUGCAUCAAGAGGCAUGAGGAAGCAUCAGAAGUUUGGCUCUCAAAACAGAAUCAAGAGCCAUUCUUCUCCCGAGACGGCAGCCGCUUCUUCCUGACGGUCCCGGUAAAGCAGGGAGGACGAGGAGACUUCCACCACGUCGCCAUGUUCACCUCUCAGGCACGUGCGGAUCAGAACGAGGUGCGACAUCUUACAUCAGGUAACUGGGAGGUGACACAGAUUCUGGCAUACGAUGAGAACAGCCAGAGCAUAUAUUUCCUGAGCACUGAGGGCUCCUCAACCCGCCGGCAGCUCUUCAGUGUGUCCACAGUAGGCUUGUUUCCACGGCGAUGUCUGACCUGUGAGCUGAAUAAAGCUCACUGCACGUUCUUCAGUGCUAUUGUUAGCCCCACUAAUCAACAUGUCCUACUGCACUGCAAAGGUCCAGGAGCGCCGACAGUGAUCAUACACUCUCUGAACACUGCCAAUUAUUACAUCCUGGAGAAUAACUCUGUGCUUAAAGCUGCUCUCAGAUACAAACGAAUCCAGCUGCUGGAGUACAGAAGCGUCCAGACCGACCACUUCGAAUUGCCGCUGAAGGUCGCCUAUCCACCCGAUUUCUCUGAGUCCCGCACUUACGCCCUUCUGCUGAUGAUUGAUACUGCCCCUGGUGGUCAGCAGGUGAAUGACCGCUACUCACUGGACUGGGACUCAGUGCUGGUCAGUUCAGACAAUGUCAUCGUAGCUCGUCUGGACGGCAGGGGAAGUGGCUUCCAGGGUCAGAAGGUGUUACAGGAAGUGCACAGGCGCCUGGGAUCCGUGGAGCUGCAGGAUCAGCUGACCGCUGUUGAGUACCUGCUGAAAUUGCCAUACAUUGAUAGAACCAGGAUCGGUGUGUUUGGUCGGGGUUAUGGAGGAUAUAUCGCACUUCUGCUGAUUAAAUCCACUGAGAGCUUGUUUAAAUGCGCAGCAGCCAUGUCGCCUGUGACGGACUGGAAUUUGUACGCCUCGGCCUUCUCUGAACGCUAUCUGGGUUUCCCUCUUCAGGACGACAGCAGAUAUCAGUUCUCCAGUGUGCUGCAGAAUCCACAGGGUUUCAGAGACCAAACACUCAUGCUGCUGCACGCCACUGCAGAUGCAAAUGUUCAUUUCCAGCACAUGGCGGAGCUCAUUAAGAACCUGGUGAAGGUGGGAGCGAAUUACACACUGCAGAUUUAUCCAGACGAGGGUCAUUUCCUCUCCAAGAGCAGUGACCGACACAUGGCUUCAACACUGAGCAGCUACUUCCGAUCCUGCCUGCAGGAGGAAGUGCUUCCCAUCAGUGAGGAGGAGGAGGAAGAGGAAGAGUAGAGUGAAGAUGAGACACAACACACAAACACAUGCAGACACUGACACACACACAAACACACACACACACACACACACACACACACACACACACACACACACACACACACACACACACACACACACACACACACACACACACACAUAUUGGGACAAUGAAACACACUGGACAAACAUCCAGAGCAAAACACUCAGAUAAGCAGAGAGAGCCAGGAAUGAGUGUGAGAGUGUGCGUGUGUGUGUGUGUGUGUGUGUGUGUGUGUGAGAACAUGUAUAUAUGCAUGUGUGUAACUGUUAGGAUGAAUGUAGCAUUAGACCCGUGUGUGUGUGUGUGUAUGCGAGAGAGAGAUUUUCUGGCAUAUGGAUCAUUAUCACUGGAGAUGGAUUGGAAUAUUUCACAUAUCAUAAAUCACUAAGAUCUCUGAUUGGCUGAUGCAUUGGCCAAUCACAGCACAGACUGUCGGGUGGAGCUGCUCCAGUCAACCAUUGCAUGGUCUUUUUGCUUUGCUUCACUUCUUUUGCCAUUUUCUGUCUGUCAGUAUAUUGUCGCCCUUCAGAGGAGCUGCGUUUGAUUGCAUUUCUCCACUUGCUGGGAAGAAGAGUAAUUCCAUCCAUGGAAAGCUGGAGGAUCUGUGUGAAGAGAGCGAGGUCUCGGCAGCACACGUGCCUGACGCUCACUGUGUGUGUGUGUGCAGUGCAUUCUGGGAUGGUGCUGCUGUAUUUUGGACAGAAGAGGGCGUACAGAUGUAUUUUUGGACAUUCAUCAGACAGAUCUGCUCACAGACUGUUUUGGAUCAGUUUAUUUGUAUUGCUGACUGUUUAGUUUUACUGUUGGUGGUGGUUGGGGGGGGUGAGGGGUUUGGGAUUGUUAUUGUCCUCUAGUUAUGACAGUCAUGUCUAUAAAUAAACAAUUAGUCCAAAAAGAA
Messenger RNA from Cyprinus carpio (common carp), 3795 nucleotides. RefSeq names its product inactive dipeptidyl peptidase 10-like. Lineage: Eukaryota; Metazoa; Chordata; Actinopteri; Cypriniformes; Cyprinidae. Gene Ontology annotation, molecular function: dipeptidyl-peptidase activity; serine-type peptidase activity. The record is from RefSeq and is a predicted model, not a curated record. Bases 491 to 2872 code for a protein of 793 amino acids. Gene Ontology annotation, biological process: proteolysis. The transcript has 26 exons.